AGCACGAAUAUAAACAUUGAAAUAUUGCAAACAAAUUGUGAGGGUAAUGUAAAAACGGAAGAAACCUCUUUACGUUAAUUUCAGUCGAAUUUGCGAUGAAGAUGAAGAGUUAAAAAUGAGUUCGAAAUUCCUCUACUCGGACAACACGCUAUACAAUUCGGACUUUUGCCGACUGUGUGGGGAAAGAAACUCAAAUGGAGAGCUUCUCUACAAUUCUGAAGAUGAAGAGAAUGCGUUGAACACAUUAAUAAACAGAUAUUUACCCGUAAAGGUUAAAGACGAUGGAAGGUUGCCGCGAACCAUAUGCCCGGGAUGCCACAUUCAGCUCCAAGCAACUGUACAGUUUUUUGAUUUGCUUAUUUUGGGCCAGAAGAGAAUUAGGAUUCUGCUCUCCAAACAGAAGGAGCGUGACAGAAAAAUGGCUAUUGGCAUUGCCAGCAUUCCCGAAGUUGAGGGCGAAGAUGGAAAUAUUUACAUGAUGAUCACCGUUCCCAACGAAAAAGAGGCACUCUACCCCGAUGACGACCCAAUGUCUCUGCAAGCUGAAGGGCUGGAGAAGCCGAGGAAAAAGCGAGGUCGCCCCAGGAAGCAAGAAGAAGUUGCUCAAGAACCUGCACCACCACCCCGUCCUGAAGAACCUGAAGUUGAAGUAGAUGCUGAUGGCAGAGUCAAAAGAAGAAGAAAAGUCCCACAAAGAUAUCUGGAGUCUGUGGCUGGCCCUGAGAUGGACCGUAUUUUCAAAGAGCAUGGAGUCAUUGACGAAGACGAAAAAGAGAAGCUCUUUACAGAGAAUCCUGCACAAAUUGAGAAAUUAAAAGUGACUGAAAUUAUCGGGCGAACUGUAUCGCAAGAUGGCACGGACUUGGGAGAAUUGGUUGUCUUGACUAAGUCCAAGAAUUAUUUGGAGGAGCGCCCAAUAGGCAAGCCAAAGAGGAAGCUGCUCACUUGUGGUAUCUGCAAAAAGUCAUUUGCAAAUCGGAAGCUGUUCCAAGUGCACAAAGUGCAAGAGCACGGCUGGAAGUUUGUGUGUGGAAUGUGCAAUUCCAAAUUCUAUGACAAGACAUGUGCACUGGCACAUCAAGCCUCUUCUGGCCAUGAAGGGAUUUUGGAGUUCGAUAAGAAUAAAGAGGAUGAUGUGAUUGAAGAAAUCAUGGAUCCCAUGGACUUCGUGUCAGUUGAUUCGGCUCUAGAUGCAGAAACUGCCGAGGGCCAGGAAGGGCAGGAAGUGAGUUGUCCUGCUUGCCAAAAAACAUUCAUAUCUCUUAAAACAUUGAUGGUCCAUAUGAAAGCGGUCCACGAGGGUUUGAAACCCUACAAAUGCACCAAGUGUCCAAAAGCAUUUGCCUUUCCUAGAAGUUUGGGAAAACACCUUGAUGAAACUCAUGGAGUAAAAGAAGGUGACGAGUCGCUUGAAAGCGCAGAUGGAAAGCAAAUAGGCCCUCAUGCAUGCAACCUGUGUGAAAAAAAAUUCCAGCACCUGAGUUCUCUUUUUUACCACAAAGAGGCGGAACAUAACGAAGGUGUCCGAUUUGCAUGUAACAAGUGCGACAAGACAUUCAAGCAUCGACAGUUACUGCAGAGGCACCAGUUGGUCCACACAGAGGACAGACCAUUCAUUUGCACUCUUUGUACGACGUCAUUCAAAACCAAGGCCAAUCUCACCAAUCACAUGCUCAUUCACACCGGUGAAAAGAAAUACUUCUGCGACCUGUGCGGUCAGCAGUUUGCGCACAAAACCAGCCUUGUUUUGCACCACCGCUGGCACAACGGCGACAAACCGUACCAGUGUAAGUUUUGCAAAAAGAACUUCUCGCAGAAUGGGAACCUUCAGGAGCACUUGAGAAUACACACAGGCGAAAAGCCAUACAUUUGCAGUUUCUGUGGCCGCAGCUUCACAACAUCGUCUCAGUUCAAACUCCAUGUGAAGAGGCACACGGGUGAGCGCCCUUGGAAAUGUGACUUCUGUGCCAAGACAUUCCUGCACAAGGACACGUGGAAGUGUCACGUCCGUCGACACAAGGGUGAAAAACCAUACUCUUGUGAAUAUUGUCAACGCGGUUUCACUGAACACUGGGCUCUUCGAAAGCAUGUGCGGAUCCACACUGGUGAAAAACCGUACGUCUGCGAAAUUUGCAACAAAGCCUUUGCAGACUGCUCAAAUCUGAACAAACACAAAAAAGUCCAUCGUGGACUGCCUGAGGAUGGACUAAAAGUGGACGGUGGAGAAGGAGGAAUGGUUUUGCAACUCAUGGGAGAGGAAGACGAAGAUGGAACCGUUCCUGUUAUUUAUGUUGCUUACAACCAGCAGACAGGAACGGCAAAUGAAAUCAGUGCCAAUGUUGAAACUGAAGGUGUUUCGGAAGCUACUUCUGUUCUACAACAAAUUUCCCAGGGAGAGCCAACUGGUUUAGUUUUGAGCACCGAAGACGGCCAAGAAGUUGUUCUGAAUACCUUAGGCGGGGAUCUUCCCAUGGUUGUGCCGGAACAGACUGAUUUACAGUUGGCCGAAACCGUCGAUGCUCCUGGGGCUACUUUGCAAAUGCAGUCCGGAGAUGAUGGAAUGAGUCUGCCUGUGACCCUGGCAGUGGAGGACGGGCAGCUUGUUGCCCACAUACCCAACACAUCCGAUUUCUUAAAAGACAAAGAUGACUCUGGAGGUGACAAAAGUGCCCUUAAAGACGUUCCGCCAGUCCAGUUUCAAUUGGUCACUCAAGACGGACGAGCAGUGCAACUCAUUUCCAAUGCUACAGAUUCCACAGCAGCUUUUAGCAUUGAUUUCACCGAUGAAAAUUAAGUAGGUUAUUACAACCGAUUUUGAGGUUGUGUAGUAUGUUCAUUGUAUAACUAAAAUAAUAAUUAGUGAAUAUUUGUAGACAUUAAAAUUCAGACUUGUAA
This is a messenger RNA of Neocloeon triangulifer, 2895 nucleotides long. Its product is annotated as zinc finger protein 62 homolog. The record is from RefSeq and is a predicted model, not a curated record. Gene Ontology annotation, molecular function: DNA-binding transcription activator activity, RNA polymerase II-specific; RNA polymerase II cis-regulatory region sequence-specific DNA binding; zinc ion binding. Bases 116 to 2794 code for a protein of 892 amino acids. Lineage: Eukaryota; Metazoa; Arthropoda; Insecta; Ephemeroptera; Baetidae. The transcript is spliced from 16 exons. Gene Ontology annotation, biological process: regulation of transcription by RNA polymerase II. Gene Ontology annotation, cellular component: nucleus.